GCAGUAUCCUGCUUGCAGAAAGAAAAGAUGUGUUGAUUUUUCUUCUUUCCCCAUGCGCGAUCGGCGAGCGUCGUCACCGGAGCAAGCGCGUAUAACCACUCGCGUGAGCGAUUUGUUGAUGUGUUGAGGAGAGGGCGAAGAAGGGGGAACUGAUACGAUUACAGAUGUACAGAGAUGGAGCACGCUGCUAAGGAAUAUCACCGGCAGAUUUUUCGGGGAGUUGAAUUCUGGAGAGAGCUUCAAAAACCGACGAUGUCGUGACUCUGAGAGUGAGCGAAAGGAACAACGAGCGCUGACUGGUGAGUAACUGGAACACGGAGAGAGAGAGAGAGAGAGAGAGAGAGAGAGAGAGAGAGAGAGAGAGAGAGAGAGAGAGAGAGAGAGAGAGAGAGAUGUUUCCACGACCCGCGCUGUCUGUUCGUAAGCCUGGAGGGAUUGGCGAGUCAGUACGCCCCGCGGUAUCGCUUCGUAGGGUUGGGGGGAUGGCUGAGUCAAUGAGCGAGUUUCACUCACGCAGGAGAAUGGAUGAGGAGGAGAUCUCGGAUGAUGACGAUGACACGGGGCAGGAUUGUGGGAGUGGUAAGGGUGAUGGCAGUCGCCUUAGAGCGUCUUUGGUUCUUGGUCCAAUCCGGACAUCUCAGGCCCAAAAGAAUGGCGGUCAUGGGGGCAAACCAGGAAACGGACCAGAUGCGCUGUCCAGGCUAGAUGCGUAUGCGUUCAAGCCUACGAAUGGCAAGUCGGUGUGCAGGUCGACCAGUGUAGGAGGGCCAGGAGUUGGUCGGAAAAGAGAGAGAAGUGGUGGCAGCGAUAGCGAAGGGGAGGGAAGAGGAGGGGUUAUGAGGAGGAAGAGAGAAAAAGUGGCUACAGAUAGUGACAGAGAGGGAGGAGGAGGCAUGUCUUCCGGAAAACUUCUUCAAAGGGGUGGAGGAGGAGGAAUUGCGUGCCAUUCUUCGCAACGGAUUGGUUCCAAUCGGCCGGGAGGAGGCGAUUUCGAGGAGAGAGGGAAGGAUAACGGAGGGCAUCUCGGCAGUGGAGGUGGUAAUGGGAGGAAGAUGAAAUCGGGCUCGUCGACGAACGGCGGCGCCGCCAGAAGUGAAGGGAGGGUGGAGGAUCGCGAAGCUGCAGGCGGUUGCGAUAGACAGGUCGCCAAAUUGGGAUCGGGGCACGUGACCCAUCAAUCUAGAGUUGAAGGACGGUCGGGGGCAUCGGGGGCGGCGGUGCUUCUCGAUGAGGCGAGGAGGGAAGAUGCGGAGGCGGAUGAUUGGAGGGAAGAGGACAUGGACAGAGGGAUGGAGGUAUGGGGAAGGGGUGGAGGGGGGAGAAGUGGGGGGGGGGGGAGGAGAUACGGUGUUGAGCAGCAGGGCCGGGCAGCGCAUCAGUUGGACAGCAGAAGAAGUGCGACACGUGGAAUGACGACAGCGGGACACGUGGAGGAUGAGGAGCGAGUGGAGGAGGAUGAGGAACUGCCGGAGUCCAGGGGAAAGCAGUCCAGAGUUCUAAGGAGGGUAAGGGUUAUCAUCGAUAGUGACGAGGAAGAGGAGGGGCAUCAGGGGAAUCGGGCGCAAGAGCCUGUGGUGGGAGUCGUGAAGGACAGGCGACGAGGUACUGCUGAGACGAACAAGAAACAGGUUAUUGGUAGAGGAAAGGGAGGUGGGGACUCCAGUAGUGACGACGAGGCGCUCGCUAGAGCACUUCAAGAGGAGGAAGAGAGAAGUGGAAAGGAGCGCGAUAUGAACUUAAAGACCGAUGAACGGAUUGCGAGGGAGUUGCAAGAAGAGGAGGACGUGACGGUGGGAAGUAGGAGGAGGUUAAGGACGAGAGCAGAGAUGGAAGUUGAUGGAUCGAAGUCGAGACGAGUUGUGCGCAAUAUGGAUGGUAAUGACGAAGCGGAGGACGAUAAAAGGGAUGAUGGAGUGAUCGCUGAGCGCGAUGUGUCGGCAAAGAAGGCGGUAGAUGAUCCAGUGUCAGCAGCUCUCUGGCGAUGCGAGUCGAUUGCGGCCUCUCUUAGAAAUCAAUUACGGACUCUGAGCUCCAGUUCGGAUACUGUGGCAGACGAUGUCUUCUCGGAGGUGGAUGACUCAGCCGUUAAAUUGGUCACGCAGGAUGACAUUGCGAAAGUGUGCAGUCGGGGAGGUGAAUCGAGGUCGCCUUUAAAGCCUUAUCAGCUCGUGGGAGUAAAUUUUUUGGUUCUUCUCCAUCGGCAGAACGUUGGUGGAGCCAUUCUUGCAGAUGAAAUGGGUCUGGGGAAAACGGUGCAGGCAAUCACGUUUCUUGGACUGCUGAAGCACUUGGAGAAUGACCCAGGCCCUCAUCUUGUUGUUGUACCCGUCUCCCUGCUGGAGAAUUGGUAUCGGGAAUUGAAUAUGUGGUGCCCGUCUCUUGAAGUGGUGUUUUACUAUGGAGACCAAAAGACUCAGUUGAAGUCGGAGCUGCAGUCAGUGGCGAAAAGCGGUAGACCUGCUCCAUUCAAUGUGCUUCUGACGUCUUACACCAUCUUUGAGAGGGACAGCCCUGUUCAGAAGGAGGAUCGGCAGUUCCUCCGUCGCUGGAACUGGUCAUGCGUGGUAAUGGAUGAAGCACACCUGCUUAAGGACCGCCUCAGUGCAAGAACACGGCGUUUGAGGAUGAUUGCUGCGACUGCAAAGAGGCGGCUGAUGCUCACUGGCACUCCCCUCCAGAAUGAUCUUCAGGAACUAUGGGCAUUGUUGGAGUUCUUAUUGCCGGACGUCUUCAAGGACGUUGACCUGAACGCGUAUGCCGCACAACAGUUGAAACUGAGUGGCAAAGAGGGCAGCGAUGAGGAUAACAAACUGGCUGCGAGGAUGAAAGCAAUGCUAGGACCUUUUGUGCUACGCAGAGUAAAAGCAGAUGUGAUGCGUCAGCUUGUUCCGAAGACGAAACGUGUUGAGUUUGUGACCAUGGUGCCACAGCAGAAGCAGGCAUAUGAGGCUGCUCUUGACACUUGGCGUAAUAGUGUGAAAGCCAAGAUGGCAGCCAAGAAUGGGGAAUCUGCUGUGUCAAGUGGAGCAUUGUCGGGCGUCUUGACUGGAAGACAAAUUUUGAAUAUAUUCUCUCAUCUCCGGAAGAUUGCAAAUCAUCCAUUGCUGGUGCGGCGACUGUUCAGUGACGAAGAUGUUAAGUUCAUGGCACAAAUACUCCAUCGGAAACAAGCUUUUGGAGACACAUGCUCCUUGGAAAGAGUGGUCGAGGAGUUGAUGAGCGAGAAUGAUUAUGAACUUCACGUGCUGUGCAAGUCCCAUUUCGAACUUGCAUCAAAGAAGCUUCCAAGGAAUGCAGCCCUUCAAUCCGGGAAAUGUCAGAUGCUUGCAGGACUCCUUUCCGAGCUCAAGGAAAAAGGAUCAAGACCUCUGAUAUUCAGCCAGUUCACAGCCAUGCUUGACAUCCUGGAGUGGGCUCUUUUUGCUUUGCAGCUCUCAUACGUUCGGCUGGAUGGGAGCACGCAGACAGCAGACAGGCAGCGCCUAGUUGACGAGUUCAAUAACGACACUUCCAUUUUCUGUUUCAUCCUUUCAACAAGGGCUGGAGGACAAGGGUUGAAUUUGACAGGGGCUGACACGGUAAUUUUGCAUGACAUGGACUUCAAUCCAGAAGUGGAUAAACAGGCGGAAGACAGGUGUCAUCGUAUUGGCCAGACAAAGCCUGUGACGGUUUACAGAUUGGUCACAAAGGGGACAGUGGAUGAGAACAUCCUUCGCAUCGGGCAGCGGAAACUUGCUUUUAAUGAGCAGAUGCUGGACAGCGGUGGUGGUGGUGGUGGGGCAGACCUGGUUAAUACGCGUACAAUGAGUGAGAUUCUUGCUGCUGCUUUGGCGGAGCGACCAUCUCAUGAUUAGACAAGGUAUAUUGCCACAUGAUGGACAAUCAAGCCCCUUCUUGAGGAGAGUCGCAUCUCAAGUUUUUGAUACUUGUGAUUAUUCAUAUUUACCCUUCUGUGAACCGCUUCUGUCGAAGUGGUUGGUGUUGCCACUAUGGAGUCGUGGUGUCUUGAUCCUUUUAUGACGGUUUCAUGACCCUUUCAUGACCCUUUCAUGACCUCUGGGGAAAGAGCAGCCGCCGAGGCCAAAGGUGAGCAUAUCGUUCCAGACACGCCAAAAGAAAAGGAAGUGUUUGUGACCACAGUGGACAUCAUACUAGGUAGGGGAGCUGCUGGCCUGCACAUGUUGGGCCCCUCAUAGACAGCAGUUUGCGCUCAGGUGCUGCUGUGCAAUGUACAUCUAACGAAGUUGUCUUUAUUAUCAGAUGGCAAGAAGCCUUGCACGUAUGAGGGGGCGAGGAUGGGGCGGGAGUACUUUUGAGGUACAGUGAUUCUCUUCGUUCGUCUGUUGGCUUGUGUACUUCUUUGGAAAUGCAAUAAUGGCUCGUCUGACUUCACGCAGAGCGAUGGAAGAAGAUGAAACACGGAAGGGGAUUCCUGAGCAAGAGGCAGUGUAGAGGUGAUUGAUGCUCUCGGCGGCUGAAAGGCUCUGAAGCAAGGAUCACGACGGGCGAUGUGGCCUGACAGAGCGGUUUGGUCUGCUCAUGACAGAGCAAGCACAGUGGUGCUGCAUGUCUGCAAGGAGGAGCUCCGUCUAUUUGUGUGGGCGACGUUUUGCUGACAACAAUUCACUCGUUGUUUGUGCCUUGGAAGUUCUAGAAUGCAUUUUGUACUAUGUUUAGUGGAGAAGGGAACCAAGCUUGCCAUUCUUCAGCUGUAGACUCUCCAUGGAGAUUUGAGUGACAUGGAUGUGGUGGGGACCGAACAUCACUGAGCACUUCAGAUUGGCUGUGGUGCAACGGCUGCUCCUUCCGCUCUAGGGCACAAGUUCUAGUUGAAUUUCUCUCUGACUGCGCUAUGGUAUGGUUUUGAAGGCAGAAGGGGAGGUGGUGGGAGGAAGGGCAGCACAAUUCGCGAGAUGAAUUGUAGUGUGCUCGCCGGAUGAGAAAACUAUGGUGGUACACUUGUGAGCUACAUCCACUGUUGUGACUGGACUUGUGUGCUUCUUUAGGUAACCCCAUGUUGUGCACCGGAUGGGUCUCAGCAUGCCGCUUUGCUGAGUCCUUGUUUGAUUUCGCUGCUUCCGUUUUCAGUCUCGGAGGUGGGAUGUUUUGGUGAUUUAGGUCUGCCUGUUGGGAAAGCCCCAAGUGGAGUAUCAGGCUGGGCAGGGGUGUUGCAAGGUUGCUAGAGGAUUAGCAACAAGGAAUAGCAAGGCUAUACUCUAAUCCUGGAGGAUUAUAAUCAAUCCAUGAGGAGAUGGAUGCAUUGGCAGGUGCCAUUUGUUCUUGUUUCGAUGAUUUUACCUGAUUUGUUCUGGCUAAUCGGCCUAAGCCCAGCCAGAUCACUUUUUUUUCUGCGUCGUCUUUGUUGUCCUUGGAUGGCGGUGCCAAGCUGAUAAAAUUGCACCGUACGACGUUCCGCUACCUGGAAAAAGGUUGAAAACGACAGAGUUGUAUUUACGCCGCUCCAUGUGUUUGGCCUAUGGAAUGUUAGCUAGCUUGGAGCUCAGUUUGUGGAACAGUCUCCACUUUUGUGUAGUGCUCAUGUUGCGCGUGUUUGUGGAUGUGGGUGAGAAAACAUGCGGUUGGUUUUACGUGUGCACAGAUAUUGCUAGCGUGGUUAUGCGUCGGGGAUCGGAGGCCUGCUUUUGCAUGCUUUGCAGGACAGAUUCUUCAUCCUUUUUUGGCGCCGCAUCGUUGACUGGUCGGCGGUUGUUGUAGUCAACAUUAUGAUCCUUGUCUGAGCACACUGCUGGCUGCAAGUCAGCAGGACUAGAUUACGAGAUGUCGCGGGCGAUGCCCAUUGUGCUCGAACAUUCUCUAGGAGGCAUGGUGAUAUUGGGAAUCGAAGUGAAUGAGCAUUGUUGCAAUCAAACGAUCGCUGCCCUGUGGCCCGAGCGAGGCUUGUGCCGGUGCACAAGGGGCUCCUGGCAGGUCAGCUCGACACAUUUUGGACGAAAUAAACUGGCGGGCCGUUU
This is a messenger RNA of Chara braunii, 5972 nucleotides long. NCBI's taxonomy places the organism in Eukaryota, Viridiplantae, Streptophyta, Charophyceae, Charales, Characeae. The record is from the annotation of a GenBank genome assembly.